AUGGCCGCUAUUUACGCCAACGUUAUUGCGCCUUCAUCCGCUAUUUUGCUCACUCCGACACUUGAUUGGUGGAAGGUUCACGACGCCUUCAAUGCCCAGAAUUUCACAACCCUCAUCACUGGAAAUUCGAGUCGAGCGUUUCCGUCAUACUUGACGCCGCGUGGCAAGUGUGCGAGUGAUCCUAGCUGGGAUCAAUGUCCUGGAGGAGGCUAUAGCACCCUUCUCUCCUUACUCAGAGCGUAUCAAACCGAUGGCAUCGAUCUCGAGACUCAGAUCAAACUACCAGUUUCAAAGUCGUACCGGAAGAUCAGCUCAACCCUAGAUUUCAACGAGUAUAUCGCAAAAAACGAGAGUCUUGCUGUCGCCACAACUUCCCAUACUUCAAUCGCGAUGAUAGCGGGUCUGCUCUGGAACCAUAUCCUAGAACAGAAAGUGGGCAAGGUAAACGACAUAGAGCGCCCACAAUUUCGACCCAAAAUCCAGAACAUUCGUGCACCACUGGUACAGGUUCAGUGUUCUCCCUUCUCUUGGAUCAAUGCCACCAAGAAGAUACAUGAUCCUGUAUUCAAGGCAAAUAAUCUCAGGAACUUCAGUCAACUUGUUGACAAAGAGGGCACCAACCACUACCAACGAAUGGGGAGCCGAAUCGCUGAAGGAAAGGAUUGGCAUCACACAAAAUCCACUCUCCACAUUCCUACUCUGAGAUGGGUCGACGCUUCAUCUUUGUUUGACGAUCCCAGUCUAUCUCUAGCUGCAGUUGCAACAGUCCCCGCAUAUUACUUUCAAGAGGAUAAAGCAAAACUCGACAGCAUCAUCCUCCCAUGCAUGAUUGAUGCCCGCUGGGUGGAUGUAUCCCUUGAAUACGAUCCCACGAUGGAUAACACAAUCAACAGUAACUUUACAGACCUAAUGUCACUGAGGCCUUAUUGGGAUCCCAAAAACACGUCUGGUCCUCCUGGAGGGCUCACCUCACCAAACGUCAACGGAACCAGAGACGUCACAAAGAUUGAGAAUCUAAUGGAUGUCUUUAUUAAAACUGACGACGACCACUAUGAGGAUGACGACGACUUUAUUCCCAAUCACUUUGUUCCACCUUUCAACACGGCAACUGGCAGAAAGCUAGGAAACUUUACGACUGAUAACUCGAAAGUUGAAUCCUAUGUAAACGAGAUCUCCAAGACUGUAGCUGCUAUACUCUCCCUCGCUAUAGUCGAUGGUAUGUCUCGUAACGCUAUUAGUCUAAAGAUGCGCUUAAUUACCAAGAACCUCCAGAACGGCUCAUCACAGGGAAUAGAAGAAUUUUGGGAGCCGCAUCCCGAGGAAAACGGCAACCCUGGAUCGGAAAUAUUCGAGGCAACUGACGUGGACGAGCCAGUCUCUAUCGACUGGGAAGUCUAUAGGUAUGGGUGGGGUUAUGGCCGUCAAAGCACAGCAGUAUACUUCGCCAUCACAGCUCUUUUCAUCCACGUGGUGUUGGUGCUUGUAUUUGGAAUCUACAUGGCCAUAUUCUGGGUCAGCGGGGAACGGCCUGGCAAGUCUCAAGAUACGAUAUCCGAGUUUGUAGCCCUGGCAUUGGCCUCUCCGUUGAUAGGUGACAACGCUUCAGAAGUGAGAAGACUUGCGAAUGGCGAGGAGGAGGAAGAUAGGGGCAGUUAA
Fusarium subglutinans is the source of this 1656-nucleotide messenger RNA. RefSeq names its product short-chain dehydrogenase. Lineage: Eukaryota; Fungi; Ascomycota; Sordariomycetes; Hypocreales; Nectriaceae. The record is from RefSeq and is a predicted model, not a curated record. The transcript is spliced from 2 exons. Bases 1 to 1656 code for a protein of 551 amino acids.